UGAAGAGAGAGAGACACACACACAGGCUGAGCACCGAUUACAUGACCCAGCUAAUCCGUCUGUGACCUCCUCAUGCUGAGCAACGAUUCAUGAAAACAGGAUUUGUUGCAAUUUGUGCUCUUAAACUGCGCGUUUAGGUAAUUAAAGUAUUUUAUUUUACUUUUUUUAAACAAUGGAUAAAGUGAGGUCCACCUUUCCUGUGCUUCACUUGGACCUGAACAACUUUGACUCGAACGAAGCGGAAAGGAGUCGCUAUGUUCUGACCAGUCCACGCUCCCUGCAGUCCUGUGCACGCGUUGGUGUCAAACCUGUCGAGCUCCUGAUUAAGUCUCUGAAUGAGUUGAGAACUGAACAACAGGAUGUACCCUUUGAAGCCGUGAGAGUUAUGCAUGAAUCCUAUGAAAAGGAGAGACGGAAGCUUUUGCAAAUGUGCCGAGAAGAGAGGAACAAAUUAAUCCAGGCGGAUGAAGACAGGUGGCCCAGCAGUAAAAAACACUCUAAGGUAACCCCUUCAAACUCCCAUAUUAAACUGCAUGAUGAUGAGUCUGCUAUUCAAGAGAAAGCAGGACCAUUUGCAUAUGCAGAUCUGUGUUUUAAAGGAAAAUCUGUGAGCAGGUCCUCUUGUUCAGCUGGUAUAAGAGACCUGGACAGAAGCACAGUUGGCAGCUUCAGCCUGGGAGACCUCAGACACUCCUCAGCUACAGAGAAGACACUGGAGAAGCUGACCAAAGACAUUAAAAAGGAGAUGAGUGUGACUAUUCCAGAGAGAGACCGUAAGAUAGCAGCUCUUAUGCUGGUGAGGCACCAGGAGGAGAAAUCCAGACUGAAGCUCUGUCACAAGGAGGAACAGGAGCGACAAGAGGCCCGCAGGCAGGAGGAAGUCCAGCGGGCUGAAGCUGAGAAACAGAGGAGGAGGAAGCUGAGGCACAGCAUGAGGCGUUGGCAUGAGGAACUGGAGGUCCGCAGAAGGCUCAGGGAGUGUGAGGAGAAACAGAAAGCAGGACAGCUUGAGCAGGAGGUGCAAAUGCAAGAGGACCGCUGGAGGAGACUGAAAGAGGAGGUGGAGGCCCAUCGUAGAGGGAAGCGAGAGACUGCAAAGAAGGAGGCAGUGGAGCGCAAACGCCACCAGGAGAGGCUCCUGAGACACAAGGAGGAGGUGGAGAAAAGGGUGCUAGAGAAGGAGAAGCAAGUAGCCAUGGAGAGAGAGCAAAAGGCAAGGAGGAGCAAAUGUCUGCAGGAAGACAAAGAGAGGCAGAGGCUGCAGGAGGAAAAUCGUAAAGAACUUUUGCGGUGCAUCCUCAUGAGGCAACAGAAAGAGUUGCAGGUGGAAGAGGAGGAGGCGCAGAAGAGGAGCAUACUUGAGACAAAGCUGCAAAACUCUUGUAAGAGACGUGCGGAGAUUGUGGAGGCACGUAUCAGGGAGCUGCAAGAGAGAGCAACACAGGAGGAGAAGCAGAUUCAGAGGGCACAGCGGAGGGCCAAGAUACAGGACCUGCAGGAGGUCACACACAAACAGAUCUUAUAUGAACUGAGCCAGCGUCGCAUGGAGAAAGCUACCCAGCAUGCUUUGGUGCAGAGCAGGAAUAAAGUUCAGCAAACGCAUCAGUACAACAAACACCGGCAGCUUUGCCACCAGAGGCUCAGAGAGAGGAUGCAGACAGAGGAGGAGGCAAUGAGGAAGGUCAGGGAAGGCUACGUUGGCAUGAAAGAGUGGAAGAGAGAGAGACUGCGCAGACAGCGAGAACAGAUACAGGAGGAGGCGCAAAGGCUGACGAGAGCCUGCUUUCACAUGAGGGACAGAGUGAGACAACACACACAGACACACACCUUUGAUCGGAUGGCUCUGGAGGCUCAGCUGGCUGCCUCCAUAAGCCACAUGAAACUGUCAUAGAAAGGACUGAAUUUCCCCCAGAUUCAUAGUUUACAUCUAUAUGUAUCUGGAAGUCAGAAAAGAACAUGUCAGAUCUCCCCCUGGAGGCUUUUAAUACAGUUCAACACUCUGGA
Molecule: messenger RNA, 2004 nt
Organism: Sphaeramia orbicularis (orbiculate cardinalfish)
Lineage: Eukaryota; Metazoa; Chordata; Actinopteri; Kurtiformes; Apogonidae
Product: coiled-coil domain-containing protein 177
Exons: 1
Coding region: 173-1891 (572 amino acids)
Source: RefSeq, a predicted model, not a curated record